UCCUAAACGUGAGGAUUGCGUCACCGACAAGGCUGGGCUGCUCUCUCACUUCCUGGUUACUGCAGCUCCGGCUUUCAUACAUACGGUAGUUUUGGAAUGAAAACAAUUUCCCCUAACAUUAACUGGGUUGCAUCGGUGCAUCUAGCGCUUAGUCUUUUUGGGCUUCCGUACGUUGCUGGCACAAGUGGAUUUUGCAGGAGGAACGCCUUAAGUCGUAUUUCCAGUGUCUGUUCAUCAGCAUCUGUCUACAUGUCUCCUGCCGCACCCGUUAAGGCUCGUUGUCCGGUAUAUCCCGGCUCAGACACACACCGCUUCCUUGUUUCAGAUGACAAAGUAGACUGGGACACAGACUGGCUCCAGUACAGCCCUGUUAACUACACCGCACCCACUGUGCUGAAAAAGCCUGUUUGGGCUGACCCAGAGAUUGGUGCAUUUUCCCCGCAAUUCAAUUCUUUGGAUGGAUCUGUGGACAGGAGAAGUCACGAGGGCCCGUAUCAUAUCCAGAAUGGCAAACCACUAAAUCCACAUGGAAGAACUGGGCUGGAGGGCCGAGGAUUACUGGGAAGGUGGGGUCCAAACCACGCCGCUGAUCCAAUAGUUACCAGGUGGAAAAGGGACUCUACAGGACAGCUUGUCCUCCACACUAACUCUCAACUACCUGUGCUGCAGUUUGUGUCCAUUAAGAGGUUGGACUGUGGUGAAUGGGCCAUCCCAGGGGGAAUGGUGGACCCUGGAGAGCGCAUUUCUCAGACAUUGCAGCGCGAAUUCUCAGAAGAGGCAUUGAACUCUCUGCAAGCAUCUCCAAGUGACAGGGAAAAGAUCCAAAAGCGAAUCACUGAGCUUUUCGACUCAGCAGGUCUUCAGGUGUAUAAAGGUUAUGUAGAUGAUCCAAGAAAUACAGAUAAUGCUUGGAUGGAGACAGUUGCAGUCAAUUUCCAUGAUGAAUCAGGCAAUAGUGUGAGUGAGCUUCCACUGCAAGCAGGCGACGACGCAGGUCAAGUGAGCUGGAUUGAUGUUGACUCCUCCCUUGAUCUUUAUGCGAAUCACUUGCAUUUCCUAGAGACAGUUUCUAAGGAAAGAAAUGCCCACUGGUAACAGACAAUAGUAAAAAGUGCUCUCUGCUGAAACAUAAAUGAAGGAAAUCUUUUUAUGAGUCUAAUCU
Carassius carassius (crucian carp) is the source of this 1162-nucleotide messenger RNA. RefSeq names its product ADP-ribose pyrophosphatase, mitochondrial-like. Gene Ontology annotation, molecular function: ADP-ribose diphosphatase activity. The coding region runs from base 97 to 1095 and encodes 332 amino acids. The record is from RefSeq and is a predicted model, not a curated record. Lineage: Eukaryota; Metazoa; Chordata; Actinopteri; Cypriniformes; Cyprinidae. The transcript is spliced from 8 exons.